AUGACCGCCGCUUUCCCAAUCCAGCCUGUAGCACGCUUUGCGGGCAAGAGUGAGCUGGUCAAACGGCCAAAGGAAUUUGCAUGCUUCUCAUACGAUGCCGAUCACAAGUUCCAUCUUGGAGCUCAGUCAUUGAAGUGGUACUACACACCAGACCUCAACGUCGACCUGUCCAAGGGCUUUGAGAGCUUCAUCAAACAUGACGACAGUGUAGACGAACAUUUGGACAGCCUCCUUACCACCAUUGCCGACUAUGAGCAAAAGACGUCGAAACCGAUCGAUGCUCACAUUAUUAUGGCAGCCCCCUUUGAUGAUGAUGGGUUUGAGAUGAAUGCUACCCUUUACAGAGGUUGCAUCUUUAUCGAAGAAAACCAUGCAUACAAACAAGCGUCGAGAGCAAACGAGCGGCCAUGGAACGGGCCGAUUCCGCAAGAAGUGAUGCAGUACUGGGGCUACAAGUUUGAGACCCUAAGCACACUUCCGAGACCAUGGGGCCAGACUUCUCGCGAUUUCAUUGAAAGUCGUCCCGAUCAUGUCGUGAACAACAAGGAGCAAUACUGCUCAGUAGUCCGUACAGGCAUUGGCAAGACCAUUCUCUGUAUCGGUGGUGAGGUUGAUGCUAUAUGGGACGAUAAACCAAGGACUCAAGGCGAUCCAAUCAACUGGGUGGAGCUCAAGACGUCGGCAGUAAUCCAGAAUGAGCGCCAGGCCAACAACUUUGAGCGUAAGCUCAUGAAGUUUUGGAUCCAGUCCUUUCUCCUAGGCGUCCCCAAGAUCAUUGUCGGAUUCCGGACGCAGGAUGGGCUGCUGGUUGAGACCAAAGAGUUCCGCACCAUGGAGAUACCGCUCAUGGUGAAGAAGAAUGGGCGGCCAAAAUGGGAUGGGGAUACAUGCGUCAACUUUGCUAACGGCUUCCUCGAGUGGCUUCGCCAUACCAUCACCGACGAGGGUGUGUGGAGGAUCAAGAGAAGGCCUCGGUCGGCAGAAAUUGAAGUGUUCAAAGUCGAGGAGGUGGGUCACGGAGACAUCAUCACAGAUGAGUUCAUGAACUGGCGCAUCAAGCUCGAGCUUCGUCAGGCACAGCCGCCUACUGAAGACAACGAGGCCGAAGAAAAGAAGUACAUUGACGUUGGGCAACCCACGGUACCUUCUCAGCCACCCCCCUCGUUCUUGCCUGCCAGUUCCGACGCCUUCCAUGAUCCAACCCUAUCUGCACCUUCCGUGUGUGUACCUUUCAGUUGUGUCAACGACCCAAACCAUCAAAAAUCUCAUUGCGUCCGGUCACUCGCAACUUCAUUUCCACUAUUCACUCUCUGCUUCAUUGAUCUCUUACUCUGUCCAGCAAUCAUCGGUCAUAACUCGCGGUCCUUCAACAUCAUCAUGGCCCCAAUCUACGCCACGCGUCUCGACACCUCUCGAAAAGACAUCCGCUUGCUCGAGCUUCUCCCGGCCAACAGUCUUCAGGACCCCAUCCAAUGUAGACUGUACAUAACUCAACUGUCAAUGGGAACGGAGUAUACCGCCUUAUCAUACGUCUGGGGAGAUCCGAAAGUUACCUCUCCCAUUGCUGUCAACGGCGUUCCCUUCCAGGCGACUCACAACCUUUGCGCUGCUCUCAGACGCAUACGAUCUAAAUCCAUCCUACCCACGACACUUUGGGUAGAUGCAAUAUGCAUCAACCAAUCCGACAAAGACGAAAAAUCUUCUCAGGUUCAGCUGAUGACAGACAUCUACCACAAUGCCUCGCUCGUCACUGUCUGGCUGGGGGAAAGCGACAAGUAUGCCGAUGAGGCAAUCGUUGUCAUCAAGCUUACUGUCUAUCUCCAAAGACCAUGUGAAUGGAAGGUAGAAACGCAUUAUCCUGCCGAUUAUAUUCUGCGUGUCCUUUCAUCCGCUUUGUCCAAGUCCGACUUGAGAUCACUCGCCCUUCUCAAAUUCUUCUCUCGCCCUUGGUGGAGUCGUGUCUGGGUUGUUCAAGAAGUUAUCGUCUCCCGGCGCGCAAACAUUAUAUGCGGAACGAAAGAGAUCCCCUGGGACGAUUUACAACGAGCCUUAGGAUGUUGGGGGGUGCUUAGGAGCAUCUCUGCCAAAUUCGAACAUGGCGAAGCAAUGAAAAAAGCAAUUGAUGACGUAUUCCAGACAACAUCAUCAGCGCUAUUUCUGAACUUAUUCAAUAAGCGCGACCGAGAGGAUAAGCAGAUUCUCCAGAAUGAGAUGGGAAGCUUUCCAGGGCUUAAUAUUCGCGAUGAUACAGCUACUGGGUUGGAAGGAACGAUUCUUGCAGGCCAUUCGUUGGAGUCAACCGAUCCAAGAGACAAAGUCUACGCCUGGCUCGGUAUCUAUCAAAAACAUGGCCUGAACAUAGUACCAGAUUACAGUGCAACCACAGCACAAGUCUAUGUCAAUGCCUUAAAAGCAAUCACGGAGUUAACAGGGUCUUUGUCAUUGAUUGCACUUACUGGUGGGCUGGAUAAUUCCCAAGAUCCUCUUCCAGGUCUCCCAUCCUGGGCUCCGGAUUUGAGGCAUGCUUCAGAGACGGCACGGGCAACCUUUUCGCCUGACGGCAAGGUACUUGUGGCGGAUACAUUUCUGCUUGAUCGCAUAGAGCUCACUGAUGCCGACCACAGUGAGAUGGAUGAGUUGAAUGAGGUUCAAACGCUAUGCUGGUGGAUGUAUCUUGUAUUGCAACACCGACCACAUCUACCUCUUUCAGCUGCGAUGGGUGCGGAGUGGCUUUCCCGUGAAUUUUUCACCGCCCUUGUUUGGCCUGCUCGACGAUCUAGUCUCCUACCAGAUGAUGAUUCAAAAGAUCGAUACUCCCGUACCAACAACAUAAAACAUAUGGAAAGAUUGUGGGCAGGGUUUACGGCGUACUUUGGAUACAUCGACCGUCUACAUGAUGUUGCACAGUGGUGCAAGGAGCAUGAGCCGCGUUUUUACGAUCAGAUGAUGGUAUGGUCAGUUGACUUGGGAACCCGCCAGUCACCCAGCCCCAACCGAUUGCUGCCACAACCGCACAUACAAGAUGAAGAGAACAUUAAACAGUUUUGCAGACUUUGGGGGCUUCCUGAAGACGAGAGGCUCCUAUAUUUCGAGUACGAGACUAAACCACCGGAAAAUCAGUACCGCGAUAAGCAAGAAACUACGUAUGACGAUGUUCUUAAGUUUUUCCAACGUGCGGAUUUGUAUACAAGGGAAAAGACAUUUUUCAUCACGAAACAAGGCUAUCUCGGGUCAGGAACCCAUAAGAUCGGACCUGGUGACAGCUUGGCUAUUAUUCGCGGUUGCCGUAUGCCGCUUGUGAUCAGGAAGCAUUCAAUGGGUGACGGAUCUUUUGAGGUUCUCGGUCAGUGCUAUGUCGGGGCGUUGAUGGAUGGCGAACCUGUUGAAAAUAGGCGUAAGAGAGGAGAGUUGGAGUGGAAGAGUUUGAGCUUCAGAUGA
Neurospora hispaniola is the source of this 3438-nucleotide messenger RNA. Its product is annotated as heterokaryon incompatibility protein-domain-containing protein. The transcript has 11 exons. The record is from RefSeq and is a predicted model, not a curated record. The coding region runs from base 1 to 3438 and encodes 1145 amino acids. Lineage: Eukaryota; Fungi; Ascomycota; Sordariomycetes; Sordariales; Sordariaceae.